AUGAAUGAAGAGGAGCUCGCCCGCGUCCUUAGACGCGAUCCUAACAUUAACGUACCUCGUCCCAUAUACAAAAGACCCGAGGUGACCCAACCUUUGAGAUGGACAAAAUUCAGCAAGCAUUUUAGAACCUCAAAGUUUAAAGCUCGACCCCGAACGGAGCCGAGACAAUGGCUUACUGGAAAUCAAUUGAAGGCUCCAUGGCGUGAACUACCCAGCCGGAGACGUCAUAAUGAACCUAUUCGUCCCCCCCCUCCAGCUCGUUCAGCUUGUCCAGCUCCUUCCCAACCACAUCCUGCUCCGGCCAGAACAGGGGACAAUGAAGAAGAAUUAUUGCCUCUCGAAGGAGAACGAGAACGAGGUGAAACACCUGAAGCAAAGAAACGUGACCGAUCACCAGAUCAAGAAGAUGAUGAUGAAGAAUCAAUUCCAGUGAAGAAGCAAAAGAUAGAUUCAAAGAUUGGCAGAAACAUAGACAAAUGCAAGGAUAGGGAAAAGCCUCAAGAGCUAAAAGCAACUCGUCCUCCAGCACGCGCACCAGGGAUUCUCCCAUUAUCUCCACAAGAUGCUCCGACUCCCAGAGUUACAAAUCCCGAAAUAGCUGCCUUACGCAAUCGAUUUCCCGGACCAGGGAACUUUGAACAUCGAUGGAAAAAUGAUCCAAAGGCCGAUGAGCACAGAAAAAUAAGAGAUGGUAUCCCGAAGAAUUUUGAUGACGUCCCGGAAGUCAGGCUAAUGCCCGAGCGAAUCCCUAAGAACAAGAGAAGAGUGAAAGAUUUAAAAUACAUGGGAGACCAAGAAUUUUAUGAUAUGGAAAUUCCUGACAGCGGAGAUUGCUUUUUCGGUGCUAUUUCCAUGGCUUUAUAUGGGACGGCUACGUAUUGGCAUUGGGUGAAACUUUGUCACUUACAUUUCUUCCGAUUUGUACUUACUCAUCCUGGUCACCCAAGAUAUGACUCUUAUUGGAGAUUGAACUCUAAUAUAACUUCUAAAACCAAAAGCAAUAUUUGGCAACAAUUAAGUACUCCACACGCUUGGCAAUCAUCCGAUCUUCUCAAUGUAACAGCAGAUAUCUUCAACCUCUUUAUAGCACUUUACGAGCAAUUAGAUAUACCCAAGGAUGCACCAAAGGAGGAACAAAAACCACAAGAUCAUCAGUCCAUCGGUCUAUAUGGUCAAUACAGCGCAACGCAUAUAUUCCUCCAUAUUAUCAAUAGAAAUCACUAUCAAACAUUGAUUCCAUACAAAAACCCCGAGGCACAAUUUCCAUUCCCAGAUGGUGUCAUAAUAAAUCCCAAACCAGGAAGAGCCAAAGAACGACCUCCUGGAGGACGUGGCAGAGCUAUAAUCCCUCCAUCAAUUGCUCAGCCUGUCUAUGUGGGGCCAUGGGAUUUGGACAUAACUAGGGUUCUUGGAAUUAAUACCAAAGAUGAAGCUCUGGAUAUAGAUUUAGUCAACACAUGGAUGAGGAGAGAAAGGCAAGCAGCUGAAAGGAAGAAUGACCCGACGGAAGUGAAGUGGUGGUUACAAGCUAAAGAAAGAGAGGCAAGUGCUGUGCAAGGGUUGUCUAAAGUAGCAGAGGUAGAGAAAGCACAGCCGUCAAAUGAGGCACUGGGGAGAAAUCUAGAUAUGACUUUAGGCAAGGGUGAGGAGAAGAAUGUACAGUCAUUGAAUGAGGAAGUGCAAAAAGAUCUAGAAAGGACGCUACACAAGUGGGAGGAGAAGGGUGAAAAGCUUUUAUAUGAAGACUUUGCGGAAAGACUAGGGAAUAAUUUGGCCAAGUGGAAAGGGAAAGGUGUACAGCUUUCACCUGGGCAUUUUGUGAAAGUUCUAGAAAGAACAUUGGACAAGGAGAAGAGCAUGAAACCGUCAAAGGACGAAUUGACAAAAGGCUUAUUCGAUAUGGUAGGGAAGUGGAAGGGUAAGGGUUUACAACUUUCAUAUGAGGACUUUAAAAAUGGUCUAAAAGGGAAGUUGAACAUGGGGAGGAGUGCACCGUCAAAUGAGCAAUUGGCACAAGGUCUGGAGAAGACCUUAGACAAGGGAAGGAGUGCAGCGUCAAACGAGCAACUAGCAAAAGGUUUGGGAAAGACCUUAGACAAGGGACAGGGUUUACAGCCAUCAACCGAAAACUUGGCAAAAGGUCUCGGAACAACCUUAGACCAUAAAAAAACGCGCAGCUGGAAACCCGAACCACUCCUCCCCCGAGCCCCAGCAACGAGAAAUCCCACUGCUAUUAAAAGAAGACAAUCAUCAAUUAUCGAUCUCCUCUCUAGCUCCGACGAGGAAAUCGAAGAAAUAAAACCUGAAAGGCAAAGGCCAUCAAAGCCAUCAAACCCCGCUAUAAAACCAUCCACCAAUCCCACUUCUUCUAGAAGAAGAAGCUUCAGAGAUCCUGCAAGAAGAAGUGCAACACCAGUUGUCGAUCUUCUUUUUGGUUCAGACGGUGAGGUUGAGGAAGUGAAGACUGUUGAGCAUGGGAGGGAUUCGAAAGUGUCGGGGAAAUCAUCUACUACUAGAGAGGUUCCAUCGGAAAAGAGUCAAUCUUCGAAGGCUGUUGAUCUUCUUUCUAGUGAGGAUGAGGAUGAGGAUGUGGUGGAGGUUAGGCGUGAGGAUACUCAAGCCUGGGGGAGACCUCCUGCUAGACCUCCUGCUGCGAAAGGGGGAGGGAGACCACCACCUAGAUGGUAA
Molecule: messenger RNA, 2688 nt
Organism: Sclerotinia sclerotiorum 1980 UF-70
Lineage: Eukaryota; Fungi; Ascomycota; Leotiomycetes; Helotiales; Sclerotiniaceae
Exons: 3
Coding region: 1-2688 (895 amino acids)
Source: RefSeq, a predicted model, not a curated record